AUGGCAUGGAUGGUCACGACACAACUAUGCUUAUCUCAAAUUCUCACUCUCGAAGAUGGAGCUCCACGGGAUGACCCAACACCUUAUAGAAAACUUGUUGGCUUGCUACAAUAUGUUGAUUUCACAAGACUCAAUAUUUCUUUUGCGGUUAACCGACUCUCACAAUUCAUGCACUCUCCGUCUCAAAUACAUUGGAAAGCUCUCAAGCGAUUAUUUUGGUAUCUUAAAGGUACUUUGUAUCAUGGCUUGUUCUUGAACAAGAAAUCUCCGUUUGAGCUCACGGAUUUUUCCGACUCCGACUGGGGAGGAGUCACCAUAGCGGGACAUUCUACAACAGCCUAUAUUGUGUAUCUUGGAUCAAACAUAACCUCAUGGAAAUCAGCUCGUCAAAAAUCGAUGCCCCGCUCAUCCACCGAAGCGGAGUACAAAUCCAUUGCCGACAUUGCAGCUGAGUUAUCGUGGGUUCAAAACCUUCUUCAGGAACUUGGUUUAUCACUUGAGGCUCCUCCAUGUCUUUACUGUGACAAUACAGGUGUAACGUACCUUUGUGCAAAUCAUGUGUAUCACUCGCGUAUGAAACGUGUCGCCUUAGACUACCACUUUGUACGGGAAAAGUAG
This is a messenger RNA of Lactuca virosa, 618 nucleotides long. NCBI's taxonomy places the organism in Eukaryota, Viridiplantae, Streptophyta, Magnoliopsida, Asterales, Asteraceae. The record is from the annotation of a GenBank genome assembly.